GCUCCUACUCUGGUUCACAAUGAGGCACUUUCUCUUUCUGUGGCUUGAUCUGAGGGGAAUUCUGCUCUUUAUUUUCACCGUUCUCCUGGUAGUGUAUUUUCUGGUAAAAAAGGAUCCACCUAACUUUCCCCCGGGACCACUAGCUCUCCCUCUUUUAGGAAACGUCUUCAGCAUUGAACCUAAACAGCCUCACAUUUACCUAACCAAGCUUGCUGAUGUUUAUGGGAAUGUGUUCUGCAUACGUCUGGGGAGACACAAAACAGUGUUUGUGUCUGGCUGGAGGAUGGUGAAGGAAGCCUUAGUGACACAGGCUGAAAACUUUGUGGAUCGGCCUCACAGCCCAAUGGUGAACAGAAUUUAUUCAGGGAACUCAGCUGGUCUAUUCUUCAGUAAUGGGAAGGUGUGGAGGAGACAGCGGCGCUUUGCCAUGGCCAUGUUACGCACCUUUGGUUUGGCCAAGAGCUCCAUGGAGCAGAGCAUCUGUGAGGAGAGUCGACAUCUACAAGAGGCGAUGGAGAAGGAGAAAGGUGAGCCAUUUGACCCUGUGCCCCUCUUAAACAACGCCGUGGCCAACAUCAUCUGCCAGAUAGUGUUUGGGAAACGGUUUGACUACAGCGAUCACAACUUCCAGAGCAUGCUGAAGAAUCUGACUGAGAUGGCCUAUUUGGAAGGAUCCAUAUGGGCCCUUUUUUACGAUGCGUUCCCAGCGUUGAUGAAACACCUGCCAGGGCCUCACAACGGCAUCUUCACCAACUCCAAAUCUUUAGAGGCGUCUAUCAGGAGAGAGAUUGAGAGGCACAAGUUGGACCUGGACCCCAGCAACCCGCGGGAUUACAUUGACACCUUCCUGAUAGAACAUAACAGACGCAGUGAACAGGGCUUUGAGGAAGGAAACCUGGUUCUGUGUUGUCUGGAUCUGUUCCUGGCUGGCAGUGAAACCACUUCAAAGACUCUGCAAUGGGGCCUCAUCUACCUCAUCAAGAACCCUCAUAUCCAAGACAAAGUCCAGGCAGAGGUAGACCGAGUGAUCGGACAGACACGCCAGCCCACCAUGGCCGACAGACCCAACCUGCCUUACACCGACGCUGUCAUCCAUGAGAUCCAGAGGAUGGGAAAUAUUGUUCCUCUCAAUGGAUUCAGAAUGGCUGCCAAAGACACAACACUGGGCGGUUACUUCAUACCCAAGGGAACUUCUGUGAUGCCAAACCUGACCUCCGUGCUGUUUGACAAGACUCAAUGGGAGACUCCAGACACCUUCAACCCCGGACACUUCCUAGAUGCUGAGGGAAAGUUUGUGAGGAGGGAUGCAUUUUUACCUUUCUCCGCAGGGAAGCGUGCGUGUCUGGGAGAGGGCCUGGCGAGAACGGAGUUGUUCUUGUUUUUCGUCAGUUUGUUUCAGAAAUUUUGUUUUUCCACUCUGGACGGAGUUGAGCUGAGUACAGAGGGAAUCAUCGGAGCCACGCGCACACCGUACCCCUUUAAGAUCUACGCCAAGGCCCGCUGAACCCCGUCACCUCUCCCCUCCUGCAGACCAUAUGCUACAGUAGAUAGACAGUAAAGAGCAUGUGUGUGAAACACUGGAGCUGAUAAUGCAGGAACAAGGAAAUGUUUCAUAAAAUAGGUUAUGAAGGGGAACUAUUACCUGCUUUUUUGUUUCAUCACAUCACACAAUCAAAUAAUGUGGGACAGUGUGAUGAAAUACCCUUAGACUGAACAUCAUUGUGUAACCACCAAGCAGCAGCCAAACCCUGCCUCUUUUGUUAAUGACAAAUUCAACAAAUAUGAUGUCAUGUCUAUUAUUUGCCACAAACUUUCAGUUGGACUGCUGCCCACUACAAAAAUAAAUCUCUUAAAGAAAGCACAGAUUUUUUCCUUUUAGUC
Molecule: messenger RNA, 1881 nt
Organism: Seriola dumerili (greater amberjack)
Lineage: Eukaryota; Metazoa; Chordata; Actinopteri; Carangiformes; Carangidae
Product: cytochrome P450 2J2-like
Exons: 9
Coding region: 20-1504 (494 amino acids)
Biological process (GO): xenobiotic metabolic process
Cellular component (GO): intracellular membrane-bounded organelle; cytoplasm
Molecular function (GO): oxidoreductase activity, acting on paired donors, with incorporation or reduction of molecular oxygen, reduced flavin or flavoprotein as one donor, and incorporation of one atom of oxygen; heme binding; iron ion binding
Source: RefSeq, a predicted model, not a curated record